Grus americana (Whooping crane) is the source of this 632-nucleotide messenger RNA. RefSeq names its product prefoldin subunit 2 (gene PFDN2). Gene Ontology annotation, molecular function: protein folding chaperone. Gene Ontology annotation, cellular component: cytoplasm; prefoldin complex. Gene Ontology annotation, biological process: protein folding. The record is from RefSeq and is a predicted model, not a curated record. Lineage: Eukaryota; Metazoa; Chordata; Aves; Gruiformes; Gruidae. The transcript is spliced from 4 exons. Bases 16 to 546 code for a protein of 176 amino acids.
CUGCCCAUUACCAAGAUGGCGCCCGGCCGGGCCCCGCCCCGUUUCCGGCAGAUCCCGGAAGGGGCGGGGCCCGCGGAGCAGGAGCGGGGGAAGAUGGCGGACAGCGCGAAGGGGCGGCCGGCGGCCGCGGGGAAGGCGCUGACGGCCGAGCAGGUCGUGGCCCGGUUCAACCGCCUGCGGCAGGAGCAGCGCGGCCUGGCCUCCAAGGCGGCCGAGCUGGAGCUGGAGCUGAACGAGCACAGCCUGGUCAUCGAGACGCUGCGGGAGGUGGAUCCCACGCGGAAGUGUUACCGCAUGGUGGGCGGCAUCCUGGUGGAGCGGACGGUCAAGGAGGUGCUGCCGGCCCUGGAGAACAACAAGGAGCAGAUCAGCAAAAUCAUCGAGACGCUGAACCAGCAGCUGCAGGCGAAGGGCCGGGAGCUGAACGAGUUUCGGGAGAAGCACAACAUCCGGCUGGUGGGCGAGGAGGACCCCAAGCAGCCCCCCAAGGAGGGCGCCGAGGGGGCUGGGGCCAAGGGCAGCUCGGCCGGCGUCCUGGUCUCCUAGCCCCCCCCACCCCACAUCCCCCCCCCCCUUGGUAUUUACUGCUGCUCCUGUCCUGGGUUUGUUAAAUAAAUGUCUUUUUUUUUUUC